GCCCCAAAUUACUUUCCCUCUCUUCAAACAAAUUCCUCUCUCCUCUCUCUCUGUCUCUCUCGUUCUUCAAUCAUCUCGAAAAAGGACUAAAAAAUGGCGACGUUUGAGCUAUACAGGAGGUCAACAAUUGGUAUGUGCUUGACUGAAACACUUGAUGAAAUGGUAUCUAACGGAAUUCUUAGCCCGGAGCACGCCAUUCAAGUUCUCGUUCAGUUUGACAAGUCAAUGACUGAAGCUUUGGAGACUCAAGUAAAGAGCAAAGUUACUAUUAAGGGACAUCUUCACACCUACAGGUUCUGUGACAAUGUGUGGACCUUUAUCUUACAAGAUGCUGUGUUCAAGAGCGAGGAAUGCCAGGAGACUGUUAACCGCGUUAAGAUUGUGGCAUGUGACUCAAAGCUGCUCACACAGUGAGAAGACAGCUGCUGGAGAGAAUUUUCUGUUACAAAUUUGCAUUUCUAUAAUUAUUAAUGUAGAAAUCGACAUAAGAUAAGUCUUGAGAGAAGAGGGUGAAGUGCAGUUGUGGUUAUAUCCAUUCUAGGUAUUAUAUUUCCAGGGCCGUUUAACACCUAUAUUUUGUCCAAACCAGCAAACAUCAGUAGCUAUCCGUAGUCAAAACUGUUACAUCUAUGAUGCCAAUGUAUUUUAUUAUGGACCUUUUGUACAAUGUUUAACUUUAGUAUCUCUGUCAUUGAUAUGAGCUCAAGAAUUUACUUUA
Messenger RNA from Solanum dulcamara, 718 nucleotides. Its product is annotated as transcription initiation factor IIA subunit 2. Gene Ontology annotation, molecular function: TBP-class protein binding; RNA polymerase II general transcription initiation factor activity. The transcript is spliced from 4 exons. Gene Ontology annotation, cellular component: transcription factor TFIIA complex. Gene Ontology annotation, biological process: RNA polymerase II preinitiation complex assembly; transcription initiation at RNA polymerase II promoter. The record is from RefSeq and is a predicted model, not a curated record. Bases 94 to 414 code for a protein of 106 amino acids. NCBI's taxonomy places the organism in Eukaryota, Viridiplantae, Streptophyta, Magnoliopsida, Solanales, Solanaceae.